Molecule: messenger RNA, 1910 nt
Organism: Trematomus bernacchii (emerald rockcod)
Lineage: Eukaryota; Metazoa; Chordata; Actinopteri; Perciformes; Nototheniidae
Gene: kpna6
Product: karyopherin alpha 6 (importin alpha 7)
Exons: 14
Coding region: 99-1718 (539 amino acids)
Biological process (GO): NLS-bearing protein import into nucleus
Cellular component (GO): cytoplasm; nucleus; nucleoplasm
Molecular function (GO): protein binding; nuclear import signal receptor activity
Source: RefSeq, a predicted model, not a curated record
ACAUAUUGCUUACAGGAGCAAAUUCUGGAAAGCUAGGAGAGAGAAAGGAUUUAAAAUUACUUCCCAUCUUCACGACUUGAUACACUCAACACGACAUAAUGGAGCCGUCAGCCAGUCCGGCCAAAGACAACAACUACAGGAUGAACCGCUACAAGAACAAAGCACUGAACCCGGAGGAGAUGAGGCGCCGGAGAGAGGAGGAGGGCGUCCAACUCAGGAAACAGAAACGAGAACAACAGCUUUUCAAGAGGAGGAAUGUGGACGUUCUCAAUGAAGAGGAGGCCAUGUUUGAGAACCCUCUAGUGGACUCGUACCUCAGCUCUCCAGUUACAGAAGGUGUCAUUACAAAGGAAAUGGUUGAGAUGCUUUUCUCGGAGGACCCGGAGCUUCAGCUCGCCACAACACAAAAGUUCAGAAAACUACUUUCCAAAGAGCCCAACCCUCCAAUUGAUGAAGUUAUAAACACAGCUCGAGUAGUGGAUAGAUUUGUGGAGUUCUUGAAGAUGAGCACCAACUGCACACUCCAGUUCGAGGCAGCGUGGGCACUGACCAACAUAGCAUCCGGCACAUCCAUGCAGACGAAGACUGUGAUUGCGGCCGGAGCGGUGCCAAUCUUCAUCGAACUACUGAACUCAGACUUUGAAGAUGUCCAAGAGCAGGCUGUUUGGGCCCUGGGUAAUAUUGCAGGAGACAGUGCGGUGUGCAGAGACUACGUGCUGAACUGCGACAUUCUUCCACCAUUAUUAAUGCUUCUGACCAAAUCCACUAGAUUGACCAUGACUAGGAACGCAGUGUGGGCUCUGUCUAAUCUGUGUCGAGGGAAAAACCCUCCACCUGCGUUUGAAAAGGUGUCACCCUGUCUGCCCGUGCUGUCCAGGCUUUUAUUUAGCAGCGACCCAGACUUGCUGGCAGACGCCUGCUGGGCCCUGUCCUACCUCUCCGACGGCCCCAACGACAAGAUCCAAGCCGUCAUCGACUCUGGCGUCUGCAGGCGUCUGGUCGAGCUGCUCAUGCACACGGACUACAAGGUGGCCUCGCCUGCUUUGAGAGCUGUAGGAAACAUCGUCACUGGAGACGACAUCCAAACACAGGUGGUGUUGAACUGCUCCGCCCUGCCCUGUCUGCUGCACCUCCUCAGCAGCGCUAAAGAGUCCAUCCGCAAAGAGGCCUGCUGGACCAUCUCAAACAUCACUGCAGGAAACAGAGCACAAAUACAGACGGUCAUUGAUGCCAACAUCUUCCCAGUGCUGAUCGACAUCCUACAGAAAGCUGAAUUCAGAACCAGGAAAGAGGCGGCCUGGGCCAUCACCAACGCAACGUCCGGAGGAACACCAGAACAGAUCAGAUACCUGGUGAACCUGGGCUGCAUUAAGCCGCUGUGUGACCUGCUGACGGUGAUGGACUCUAAGAUCGUUCAGGUGGCUCUGAACGGGCUGGAGAACAUCCUGAGGCUGGGAGAGCAGGAAGCCAAGCAGGAGAACAGCGGCAGCGGGGUCAACCCCUACUGCAGCCUCAUCGAAGAAGCAUAUGGUCUCGACAAAAUCGAGUUCCUCCAGAGCCACGACAACCAGGAGAUCUACCAGAAGGCCUUCGAUCUCAUCGAGCAUUACUUCGGCACGGAGGACGAGGACAACAGCCUCGCCCCGCAGGUGGACGCAGCCAACCAGCAGUUCCUCUUCCCCCCGCAGGAGGCCCCUAUGGAGGGCUUCCAGCUAUAAGUCCCCUCCUCUCUCCUCUAAAAUACACCUUGCACCCCCCCCCCCCCCCCCCCUCUGUACCUCCUUAUCUCAUGGAGAAGCCGGAGUCAACCCACAUCGACCCCCUACCGUUAACACACACACACACACCUCUUGGAGGAAAACUGUCCCGCUCUCCAGACAAACCCCCCCGCCGCCCCCCCCCCCCCCCCC